Condylostylus longicornis is the source of this 2923-nucleotide messenger RNA. RefSeq names its product S-antigen protein-like. The coding region runs from base 1938 to 2774 and encodes 278 amino acids. The transcript is spliced from 3 exons. The record is from RefSeq and is a predicted model, not a curated record. NCBI's taxonomy places the organism in Eukaryota, Metazoa, Arthropoda, Insecta, Diptera, Dolichopodidae.
GACAAUCAUACAAACCUACUUUAUGUAAUAGACAGAGACCUAUCUUCGAAUUCAAAAGUAUAUAAUAUAGAGAUAUGAGAUAUUUAGGUAUAUGUGCAUGUAUAUUCGUAAACGUAAUUCAUACACACACAUACACUAUUGUAAUACAUAUUUGAAUAUAAGACGGGGAAAAAAAAUUAAAACCUAAGUAGAAAAUAAUAAAAAAAUCAAAAGAAAAAACGAAAAUAAAAAGAAAAAAAAAAUAUUUUUUCGGUACAUCAUUUCAACACAAAAUUUUUGUUGCUUUUGCUUUUUAUUUUUAUUAUUGUUGUUUUUAUAUUAUUAUUAUUAUUAUUUUUUUUUGUUUUGUCUUUUUUAUUUUAUUAUUUUUGUUUUUUUCUUUUAUUUUCUUUUUCUUUUUGAAUUUAGUGGAUUGCAUGAAUGUUACUGACUGAGACUCUCAGAAUAUACCACAAAUUAUUGUAUUGUCAUGGCGUCGUCAGCGACGUUGUGUGUCUGGCAGUCGUCGUAUCAGAACUGAAUUAAAAUAAAUAAUAAUAAAAAAAAAAAUAUAAUAAAUAAAUAAAUAAAUAAGAAAUAGAAAAUAAAUAAUAAAAGCAAAAAAAUAUUUGAUAAAAAAAUAUAUAUAUUUUUUUUUUAAAUAUAAUUUGCAAACUGCAAAACAGAGAUAAUCACAAAAAAAAUAAUAAAAAAUAAUAAUUUUUAAUUUUAAAUAAAAUAAAAAUUAUAUAUAAAUAUAUAUGUAUAUACAUAUAUAUUAUAUACAAUAAAUAAUUUUGGAAUUGAAGACGCGAAAGUUGACGUAAAUGAAUCGCGUGCUGAUUUUCGGCGGUUUAGUAAGCAUUUUUGUUUUCUGAUAUUUUUCGGUUUUGAAACCCGGUUCAUUUUUCGAUUUUUGUUUCUAUUACAAAAAUUAUUUGUGUGACAACAAGAAAAAAAAUAAUAAUAAUAAAAUUUUUUUAAUUUUAAAAUAUGCAACGAUCUUAGAAAUUUUAAUUUAUAAAUAAUGAAAAAGAAAAAAUUAAAAAUAAUUUAAUAAAAAAAAUAUUUUAAAUAUCAAAUGUCAUUUUUGUAUUUUUUUUUUUUUUUUUUGUUUGAAAAUAUUCAAUAUUUAAACGAGUGUAUUAUUUGUUAUAAUUUUAUAAUAAAAAGAAAAAAAUAUUAAAUUAAUUAAAACAAAAAUUUGAAGUAUUAUUAAAAAUAAAUAAGAAAACCGAAUUAUUAAAAUAAUAUUAAGAAAAUAUUUAUAAAAAAUGUAUUACUAUUAAUAAUAGUAGAAAAAAGUAUUGUUUACAUCACACACAGGAUAUAUUUAAAAAAAAGAAAAACAACAACAACAGCAACAAAAGAGAAAGCGAAAAUGUAAACACACAAUCACAAUAUCAAGGAAGAAAAAUAAUUUUUAUAUUUAUAAAAAAAAACAAUAAUUGUUUUUGACAGAUUAAAAAUAAUAAACACUAAGAAGUGAAUGUGUUAAUUGUCACAUUAAUUGUUGUGUGAAUGUGAUUAUAUAAAAUAAAAAUGUAUAUAAUUGAAUAAAAAAAGUAUAAUUUUGUUUUACAAAAAAAAAAUAAAUAAAUUAGUAUUUAUUAUUUAAUUUAAAAGAAAAGAGAAGAUAAAUAAAAAUUAAAAAAAAAAAUUAGUAGCCAUAAUGGAAAUGAAAAGGACUUGUAGAUGAUUAAGAACAAUUAAGACACAAAACAACAUUUUAAAAAUGUUAUGAUUUCUUUGAAUCACAAAAUUUAAUAAAAUUUUUUGACAUUUCUUUUAAACUACAAAAAGUCAAACAAAAAAAAAAUAAAUUUAUAAAAUAAUCAAACAAAAAAAGAAAAUUUAUUAUUAUUAUUGUUAUUUUACAAUUUUACGUUUUUAAAUGUGUAUAUAUUUCACAAUACAUUUUGAGUUGUCAAAUUAUUUGACAACUCUUGAAUAUAUGAAUGACAGAUAAAUAUAGUGAUUCAAAGCCGUCGGUAAUAUCAUUAAUUAGUGAUUUUAUCCAAAAAAAAAUUACAAAUAUAGAAAAUUCAGAGUGGUUAAGUAGACGCGGAGUGGCUCCUGGGCCGCCAUUGAGUCUGCCGUCCACGCUGGAGGAUUCAACAGCCGGUUGGAAAGGUGGACCGGCUGGUGGUGGUCCCGAUAAUCAAACAGUUCCUGGCGGUGGCGGUAGCGGUCCUGGAAAUGGUCCAGGUAAUGGACCGGGUAGUGGUGGAGGAGGAGGUGGUGGAUUUGGUCCAUCUGGACCAAAUUCAUUUGGUGGUCCAGUUUCAGUAUUUCCACAAGCUGGUCAAGGUUCACCAGCUGGUAAUAGCCAAUCGGUAGGUGGUUAUCAAACAGGUCCACCACCAGGUUCAAAUACACCACAGUAUACAGCAUCACCCGCCCCAUCUGGUUCAUCGACACCUGGUCCCGGACCACCACAAAAUGUUAGCGGUGCUGGUUUUCCUCCUCCUCCGAAUUCAGCGGGUCCACCAUAUAAUGGGCCGGGUCCUGGUCCGGGAGGACCAGGUGGACCAUUCGGAUCACCCUCAGGACCAGGACAAUUUGGUCGUCCUGGUAGUAGUGGGCCUACAUUCGGGGGUGGACCAGGUCCAGGGGGACCUGGUGGUCCACAUUUUGCUUCACCAGGUGGUCCAGGGGGAUUUGGAGGGCCACAAUUCGGUAUGCCACCUGGUUCACCAUUCGGUCAUCCGGGUGGUGGACAUCCUAUGGGCCCCAUGGGCCCCGGUCAUAUGAUGGGAGGACCUCAGCCAGUUGAUAGAAUGGAUCAGGGGUGAGUUUUAAAUCAAUUUUUUAAUGUGAAUUAACUAUAAGUAAGUAAAAGUCAUUAAAAUUUUUAAUUUCUUUUAUUGAAAUGCAUAAUAAAAUUGUAAUUAUAUUCUAAAUUCUAUAUUUUGAAUAGCUCGCAUUGUUUUGUGUUGUUAAA